Orcinus orca (killer whale) is the source of this 2823-nucleotide messenger RNA. It is a transcript of the gene GJD4, whose product is annotated as gap junction protein delta 4. Gene Ontology annotation, biological process: cell communication. The record is from RefSeq and is a predicted model, not a curated record. Gene Ontology annotation, cellular component: connexin complex. NCBI's taxonomy places the organism in Eukaryota, Metazoa, Chordata, Mammalia, Artiodactyla, Delphinidae. The transcript is spliced from 3 exons. Bases 333 to 1235 code for a protein of 300 amino acids.
UUCUAACGUACGCAGAGAUUGACAUCUGUCCGGCCAACUGGGAGCGGAUUGUUCUGGGGGCCAUCCUGCUGGCCUCCAAGGCGUGGGACGACCAGGCAGUAGUGGAACGUGGACCACUGCCAGAUUCUGAAGGACAUCACGGUGGAGGACAUGAACGAGCUGGAGCGACAGUUCCUCGAAUUGCUCCAGUUCAACAUCAACGUGUCCUCCAGUGUUUAUGCCAAGUAUUUUGAUCUUCGUUCUCUGGCGGAAGCCAACAAACAGAGCUUCCCCUCGAAGGCCCUGAGCAGGGAGAGGGCCCACAAGCUGGAGGGAAGAUCUGGCUUAUCUUCAUGGUGCUGCUGAGGAUGGGGGUGCUCAUCCUGGCCGGGUCGCCGGUCUACCAGGAUGAGCAGGAGAGGUUCGUGUGCAAUACUCUGCAGCCCGGAUGCGCCAACGUUUGCUACGACAUCUUUGCCCCUGUGUCCCACCUGCGGUUCUGGCUGAUCCAGAGCGUGUCUGUUCUGCUUCCAUCCGCCGUCUUCAGUGUCUACGUGCUGCACAAAGGAGCCGAGCUGGCGGCACGUGGAUCCCGCUGGCUGGAUGAUGACUCGGAGGACCACGAUGGCCCUGAACUGACCCCGGGGGCCAGGCGCUGCCUGAUGGUGCCGGACUUCUCCUCGGGCUACGUGGUCCACCUCUGCCUCCGGACCCUGACGGAGGCAGCUUUCGGUGCCCUGCAUUACCUCCUCUUCGGAUUCUUGGUCCCCAAGAGAUUCUCGUGCACGCACCCUCCUUGCACCAGCGUGGUGGACUGUUACGUCUCUCGGCCCACGGAGAAGUCCAUCCUGAUGCUUUUCGUCUGGGCGGUCUGCGCGCUGUCCUUGUUGCUCAGUGUCGCCGACCUGGUCUGCAGCGUGCGCUGGGAGACGCGCAGGCGACACGGCGGGGCCCGGAGGAGGCCGUGUCAAGGGGCGGGGAGUGCGGCGCGGGAGGGACACGGGGCGCCCGAGGGACGUGGGGCGCGCGCUCGCCGGGGCCUGCGGACUGGAGGGCAGGGCGCGUACAGCCCCGCACCGGAGCCCACCGAGCCGGGGCACCCGGAUCUGCCAGGGGAGGACGAGAGCGACGCGCUGUCCUCAGCCAGCGACCAGCCGCGCGGGGCCGGGCCGGGAGCGGCGGCCCCGGGGUGGGAGGAGCGCCCCUGCGCGCCAAGCGCCGCGCUCCCGGGCCCCAGCAAGUCCGAGUGGGUGUGAGCGGCCGGCGUCCCGCCCCGGGAGCGCGGCAACCAGGACCGAGAACAUCGACCUGCAGAAAGGUGAGCUGGCGGGACAGACCGACUUCCUGAGAGGCUCCGGUGCAGCGCAGCAGGGAUUUAAUUUAGAUGAAGCCUUCUGGGGAACCCUGCACUUGGCGUGCAAAUGCGGAUGGAAGCUCCAAGGAUUAACCGGCGAGCAUCAGGUCCAUGAGUUUGUCGCGCUGUAGUUCUAUUGUCUUAUUUUACCGCAGUAUGGGCUUGAAAAGCACGUUCUUUGGACUUACAGAGCUUAUGAAUAUUUUAAUGUUUUCGGGUGGAUUAUUUUGACGGUUUGUUGUUUGUUUUGGUUUGUUUUUCUGCUUAGCCAAAAAGGGCAUCUGUUAUGCACAUCAUCAUAGAGGGAUAUUAGUUUAACUUCUCCAAACCCCUUUAAUAAAAUGAAUGCUGAUUGCGUUGCCAUAUCACACUUCCUACUUCACUGUGUUAAAGGAGAAACCACACAUGCAGGAAAUAUGACUGAACACUUUGGGGUCUUUGGGGGUCGUCCUGGGUGCUCAUUGCAUGUGGGUGUGAGGUGCGCAGGACGCGGGGUGGCCGCGGCUUGCUUUAGUGUCGCUGGGCUGUUGGCGGGGUGGCUGUCCUCGCCGAGCAGAGGGGGCACUCUGGCUGCUGACAGGCCUAGAGUUGCCACACGGCUUCCAGUCCCGGCUCUGUGUCCUCGAGACAGCCAUACAGUUAGGGCUGCCCUGAGGGUCUUCAUGUCCCAGGGAAGCAGAUGAGGAAUGCUGCAGGUGUUCCAGCCUUGUGGUCUGUGCUGAUGCUCCGGGGGUGGGGGGGUUAUCCUAGAGACACAACGGUCUCACCUCUCAGGGGAGCCCCUCUGCUCUCCUCCGCUCGCCCUGGAUGCGGUCCAGGUGCUGUCCAGUUGGAGUGUGAGUCUGUUAGAGCUUCCGUGCUGCCUUCACCUGCCACGCGGAAGACACAGUGCAGCAGAAAGACGGGGUAAGCCUGUUCCUCUUAUGGCAAGGAAGAGCCACUGGGUGGCCCCCCAGAACGGAUGAAGAACCUCUGGUCCCCAAACCCCCAACGCUGAGGAAGAGGAACUGCCCUCCAUGCCAGCAAGUAGUAAAAACAAAAGUGAACCAAGGCACCCAGGGAACCAGUGGGCACUUUUAACUGUUCUAAAGAUGACUUUGACAGUGAAAUAUCAGCCGGGAUGGGGAAUGACAUCCUCCUUGAUCUAUCUAGGGUGUCAAAGCCAUUGGUUAAAACUUAAAAAAAAUCAUCCAAAAUUGGUUUUGGCAUAAAGCUCUUUGAAUGAAUGUACCUGGUUUUUGUUUUUUUUUUUUUUUUUUUUGCGGUACGCGGGCCUCUCACCGUUGUGGCCUCUCCUGUUGCGGAGCACAGGCUCCGGACGCGCAGGCUCAGCGGCCAUGGCUCACGGUCCCAGUCGCUCCGCGGCACGUGGGAUCCUCCCGGACCGGGGCACGAACCUAUGUCCCCUGCAUCGGCAGGCGGACUCUCAACCACUGCGCCACCAGGGAAGCCCUGGCAGGUGGAUUCUUAACCACUGCGCCACCAGGGAA